Molecule: messenger RNA, 2466 nt
Organism: Cladophialophora immunda
Lineage: Eukaryota; Fungi; Ascomycota; Eurotiomycetes; Chaetothyriales; Herpotrichiellaceae
Exons: 1
Coding region: 1-2466 (821 amino acids)
Biological process (GO): TORC2 signaling
Cellular component (GO): TORC2 complex
Source: RefSeq, a predicted model, not a curated record
AUGGAACCGCCUCCUCAGCGACGGACUGGACUUCGGUCACCAGUCCCUCCUGCCUCGUCUGUUUCCCCUAACCCGUCACGGGCGGACUCGAAGCAGAGCAAUCGACCUAGCUCGAGCGGCAGCGACACCUCUGGCUCUUCACGCCUCUCAGUCGUCAAGAGAUCUCCUUACAACCAACAUUUACCUACGUUUGCUUCGCACAACAAUACAAGCAAUGCCUCGCUCCUGUCUCAUAACCGGCCGUCUGCACAUUACAUGCCUCGUGACGGCAGCGCAAAACAUAAUCUAGGCCCUCCGCCCGAACUGCAAAAGCACCGUCCACGACAGCACUCACAGGGCUACUUCGAACCGUCGAUGCCUUCUGCCUCCCUGGCAAGCCAAUCUCAGCUUCACGAUCAUAUCGGGAUGCCUGCGCUCAACCCUUCUCAAAUUGCGGCUCAGGCUGCGAUGCAACACCUGAAUGCCACAAACCAUUCCCGCAAGAGAUCGCAGACAGUGCCAUUCCCACAAGAGCAGAGCCAACAGGAAAGUCGGCGUAAUAGUAGAGGGUCGGCAGGCUCUCAUGAGGGCCAAUCCCCAACCCCAGCUGCGGAACAACAGUAUCGCAACGGAUUGAUCGGCACCAAUGCGGCGGCGACAGCAGCUAGCGUCGUAUUCCCAAGGAAUUUCGCAUCGACUAGCCAAGUGUCUUUGGUGGAAGAAGAGAAGUCGAAGAAGGGUUUGAAGAGGUUUAGACCGAAGCAUAUUGUGCUGUCAAGAGACAAGGACAAGGAGGCUAAAGAGAAGCCAUUGCCGUCGCCAAACCGAUUGGCACCAAGUGGGUUGUCGAAGGUUAUGAAUGCCUCGACCACAAGCCUGGCUGAGUCACUGUCUUCCAACUCCUCCUCCCUGUAUCAGCUUGCCAACCCAUCAUCGUCGACUAUUGUGCCUUUCCCGGAGCAAAGGGAGCAGAAAGACAAGGCCCACAAGCACCAUGGUCUGCGCCAGAAACUGAAACUCAAGGACAAAGACGAGACCUUUGCCCUUCCACUCUCUUCUGCCAACUCAAAUUCCCGUCCAGUGGACAUCAACAACCCGCAAUCCCUUUAUUCCUUUGCUCCCCCGUCUCCUAAUCCGUCGUCCAACUUUGCCAAAUCGGUCUCGGGGCUUGACCUUCGCCAUGGAGGCCGUGCUCUUCGGGAAAAGAAGAAGGAAGAAAAAGCCCAGGCUGCAUUUGCCAACCUCGAACCUGUCUAUAGCCGAGGAGAAAGCGACACCUCCGAAUGGCCGUCCCUCGGGACCAGCUUUACCAAUCAGUCGGUCAGCAAUUUCAACACAUACAGCGAGAUCAAAGAAGCAGGGGCAAACUUUGGUCUCUCCAACAUGUCCGCAGAUGACGCUUGGGAUCUUCUGAGGGCAAAAAUAUUGGUGACAUUCGAAGGAGAAGAUGUACGAAUAGCCGUUGAAGACUUGAACAAACUCGUCACAAUUCAUGUGCAGAGAUGCGUGCAAAGAAAAGAUCCCAGCAUUGUGAUUGGAGAUCUGGAAGACCUCUUGAAGACUGGCUUUCUCAGCCUCAACCAUACCCUGCGCAAUGUCGCCGAUAACAGCCUGGUACCCCGGCUGGUGGGUAUAUGGAUGGAGGUGUUUGGCAAAAUCCUCCCAUUCAUGCAAGCUGUCUUCCUUCCUCUUGAUCAAGAAUUCAAGGGAAGAGGCAGUAUACUAACUACCCCCAAGAUGGCCGCAGAAUUCUGGGGAGCUUUACCAAGCCAUGAGAGUGGGAGCAAGCUGUCAUCGUCACCGGCAUCCGGUGAGGGCGCAGACUUUGUGGUAGCUGCUGGAGAGGAGCUGGAGGUCAGACGCAUUCUCCUCAUCAGCUACCGGGACACCAUCGUACUACCACGCUAUGAGGUGCUCAAGUCGACCUUCUCUCGACUGAGUCUAGACAGCAUCAACGCUUCGAUCAUGCAAUUUGAGAACGGCAAUAGAAAUCGCGGCAACAGCGGCGGAAGUGACAGACCGGGAACUGCACAAGGCACUGAGCCGACGUAUGGAAGCUACAACUCUCAGAGCAGCACAUUGCUAGGCAGUAUGACUUCCGGCGGCAGGUCUCGCGCAACGUCUAAUCUGUCUGUGGUGAGCAAUCCUGCACAGGACGUGGCCUUCCAAUCAUUUAGUUCUCCACCAGCAGCAAGGCCGACUGAUAGUUCAUCAUCGCACGUCACAGAGACUGUGGGCCGAAUGCUCCAGUGUUUAUCGGUCUUGUGUUCGAUCCAGUCAGGAGAUGAAGCUCAGAACAAGAUGGAAGAACUCAACAAGCAACUAAAACUGAAUUGGCUAGGUCGGGGCCGCACUGGCAGGAAUCGAAAGGGCUUUGUAGGGAGCAGAGUCCGACCCAUGGGUCGUGGACUCGACCGCGAAGGGAGUCCUACACCGACACCCACCCGACAAGGAACGGUGAGCAGGCAGAGCGAUGAUACUGGCUGA